CCAUUAAAACUCAAAACGACGCUUAAAUUUCUUCUCAGUUCUCCCCGGAGUCGCUGCUGCGAAUCUGUUUCAUCUCGAGUUUUGGAUAUCAGGAUUGUAGAUUGAAGAUGCUUCAGUGUAUAUUUUUCCUUUCGGACACCGGGGAGGUCAUGCUCGAGAAGCAGAUGGCCGGGCACCGCGUGGAUCGCUCCAUUUGCGCUUGGUUCUGGGAUUACGUCCUCUCCCAAGGCGGCGAUCCCUCGAUGAUUCUGCCCGUGAUUGCAUCUCCAACACAUUACCUCUUUCAACUCUUUCGAGAUGGGAUCAUCUUUUUGGCGUGUACUCAGGUCGAAAUGCCUCCACUAAUGGGUAUCGAGUUCCUUUGCCGAGUGGCAGAUGUUUUGACUGAUUAUCUAGGAGGAUUAAAUGAGGAUGUGAUUAAGGAUAAUUUUGUAAUUGUUUAUGAGAUUCUGGAUGAAAUGAUGGAUAAUGGUAUUCCUCUAACGACAGAACCGAAUAUCCUGAGGGAGAUGAUAACCCCACCAAAUAUUGUUAGCAAAAUGUUGAGCAUUGUGACUGGUAAAAAUUCCAAUGUCAGCGCUAAUCUUCCUGAUGCUACAGCAUCUUGUAUCCCAUGGAGGAAAACUAACCCGAAGCACUCUAGUAAUGAAGUCUAUGUCAACCUUGUUGAGGAGAUGGAUGCAGUCUUUAACAGGGAUGGGAUUCUGGUGAAAUGUGAGAUAUACGGUGAAGUUCAAGUAAAUUCUCAUCUUCCAGGUCUUCCUGAUUUGACUUUGUCAUUUUCAAACCCUUCAAUCUUGUAUGACAUAAGAUUCCAUCCAUGUGUCCGUUUUCGCCCUUGGGAAUCAGAUCAAAUCCUUUCUUUUGUGCCGCCUGAUGGGGAAUUUAGGCUGAUGAGUUACAGAGUUAAAAAACUAAAGAACACGCCAAUCUAUGUGAAGCCGCAGUUGACUUCCGAUGCAGGAAAUUGCCGUGUUAAUGUUUUGGUAGGAAUACGCAACGAUCCUGGAAAAGCAAUUGAUUCUAUAACAGUGCAAUUUCAGCUGCCACUUUGUGUUGCAUCAGCAAACUUAACCCCAAAUCAUGGCACAGUGAACAUUCUAGCGGACAAGACUUGCUGCUGGUCAAUUGGACAAAUACCAAAAGACAAAUCCCCGUCUCUCUCAGGCAAUUUAGUUCUUGAGGUAGGUCUGGACAAAUUGCAUGUGUUCCCUGUUUUUAGAGUUGGCUUCAGGAUCAUGGGGGUUGCAUUCUCAGGCCUGCAAAUACACAAACUAGAUGUUAAAAAUACACCAAGUGAACCUUAUAAAGGCUUUCGAGCACUCACUCGAUCUGGAGAAUACGAAUAUAUAAUAAUGAUAUAUUUCAGGAUUUUGGGAUCAGAGUGCUAUGCUUCCUAUAACACACCUAAGGAAGUUAACUUCAACCUUUUUAUGGUUUAAUACUCUUCAGUUUACUCAAACAAAUCUUACAAUGGUAUGAUUUUUUUUGGCGACAGACUGCAAGCCACCACAUGCUCUUCUAUUCGCUACUUUUUCUCAAGGGCAACUACCAAGGUCACCUAACAUUGCUUUUGGUUUGGUUUUCAAACUUGUCUUGUAAGUCCACAACUCAUCUGAAAUUAUAGUCUCAAUUAUUUGA
Molecule: messenger RNA, 1641 nt
Organism: Zingiber officinale
Lineage: Eukaryota; Viridiplantae; Streptophyta; Magnoliopsida; Zingiberales; Zingiberaceae
Product: AP-3 complex subunit mu-like
Exons: 9
Coding region: 108-1442 (444 amino acids)
Biological process (GO): endocytosis; intracellular protein transport
Cellular component (GO): cytoplasmic vesicle; clathrin adaptor complex
Source: RefSeq, a predicted model, not a curated record